Acinonyx jubatus (cheetah) is the source of this 4999-nucleotide messenger RNA. It is a transcript of the gene PRICKLE1, whose product is annotated as prickle planar cell polarity protein 1. Gene Ontology annotation, molecular function: zinc ion binding. The record is from RefSeq and is a predicted model, not a curated record. The transcript is spliced from 8 exons. Lineage: Eukaryota; Metazoa; Chordata; Mammalia; Carnivora; Felidae. The coding region runs from base 1512 to 4010 and encodes 832 amino acids.
AAAAGCUGUUUCAAAAAAGAUCCACCUGGCUUAAAGCAUUGGUCUGCUGCUACUUCCUUUAUCAUAAUGAUAUGAUAGUUUAGGAUUUCAUUUAAGUCCAUAACUGACUGCACUUUUGUCCUAUAGAUGCUGUCAGUUGAUGACGUCCCUGAGGAAGCCCAAACAGAAUGAAAUAGGAAAAAGGAAAUCUGCCCUAGGUCUUCACGGCUAAUUUCACAGGUCCAGGGAGGAAAGUGGUAACCUUGGAAGUCCUCCAUCCACCCUCCACAAACCCCCACACAACCUGAGGCCCAGAGCAGCUCUAUAUCACACCUGUUGAGAAACAGUCUUCAAAACUGGACCCUGAAUUGGCCAAAAGAGUCUAUUUGAAUCACAAAUCCUGUUGUUUGAAGCGGUAUUUCCAAAUUACUCUACCAACAGAGCCACAAAUUUUUUGUCUCUGCCACUUUAAAGCAAUAACUUAAAAAGGGAGCUUCUCUGCAGCUGCCAUGCUUUAAGGCAGAGAUAACAGAAACUGGCUACAGAGUUGUUGGCUGCUCUAUUUAUGGCAACUUGUUUGUGUAUUUUUAAAUCACAGUUACAAUGGACUAUUGUUCAGUUGAAUAAUACUGUAGAAACAUAUAUGUUACAAAUCACUCUCCCAAGGAAUCCUGGUGGUUCAAGGAUUCUUUUUUUUUUAAUCUUAAUAAAAAGGUAGGAUACCUAAGGAACCAGUGACCAUUUUAAGUUGCUUUUAUUUAACAGCACUUUAUAAACUGACACAACUCUUAAGUAUUUAAAUAAUGCAUCUUUCUCUCUCCCUCCCUUGGCAUUUUAUCACCUUGUGAUAAGACUAUUGUAGAUAUUAAAACUUGUGGUUCAGAAGAGAUCCAUACCUCAGGUGCUGAUUAUACUAACCUAUCAUUUCUUUUUUGGCUUGCUUUGAGGCACUGUUUUUGCUUCUUUUGGUCCUUUCUGUAGACAAUUAAUGCCAAACUUCACUUUCUUUCAAUGUAUCUAGAAAUAGCUCAGAAACAAGAUUGGCCUUUUAAGUGUGAGGCACCUUCUUGUGUUUGAAUAAUGACAUUCACUUAACCUGUUUGUAAAAACUCUUACUCAUGUACUUGAUUAAGUAUAUCCCAAGACCCGGCACCAUUUCUUUUGCUGUUAUUUACCGAUAAAAAUAAAUCUCCUGCGCUAAGCAGUAGGAAAUGCAGGAAAAGUCCGAAGAAGAGAAUUCUCAUGUUAAUGAGUCCUUCCAAGUGAGAACUUGGUUAAACGUGCCAUUUGCUGACAUCAUGUUUAUGGGGCUGAGUGGAGAUGAUUUCUUUAAGAGGUGGCCUUGCAUAAUUCUCCUAGCGUUUUGUGGCCCGCGCGUGCACCUGCGGGAGGGGGAAGUUUACAUAAGCGUCCUGGGGUAUUUGCAUCUCAGCUGCUCCUCUCACUAGGGCUCCUGGGAAUGGAGCGGGCGGACGGAGCAGCCAUUGUUUGAUGUCCUGUGACUGAGAAACCGGCCUUUUCACUUCAAUAUUAUGCCUUUGGAGAUGGAGCCCAAAAUGAGCAAGCUUGCCUUCGGGUGCCAGAGGAGCUCCACAUCUGACGACGACUCUGGCUGUGCCCUGGAGGAGUAUGCCUGGGUGCCCCCAGGCCUGCGGCCAGAGCAGAUCCAGCUCUAUUUUGCUUGCUUACCAGAGGAAAAGGUUCCUUAUGUUAACAGCCCUGGAGAGAAACAUCGAAUUAAACAGCUCUUGUACCAGUUGCCGCCACAUGAUAAUGAGGUGCGGUAUUGCCAGUCGCUGAGUGAAGAGGAGAAGAAAGAAUUGCAGGUGUUCAGUGCUCAAAGGAAGAAAGAAGCACUAGGAAGAGGAACGAUUAAACUUUUGUCCAGAGCAGUGAUGCACGCCGUGUGCGAACAGUGUGGGUUGAAGAUAAAUGGAGGUGAAAUUGCAGUGUUUGCCUCUCGUGCGGGCCCUGGAGUGUGCUGGCACCCUUCCUGUUUUGUCUGCUACACGUGCAACGAGCUGCUGGUCGACCUCAUCUAUUUUUAUCAGGAUGGAAAAAUUCACUGUGGCAGGCACCAUGCUGAACUGCUCAAACCACGGUGUUCAGCAUGUGAUGAGAUAAUUUUUGCUGAUGAGUGCACAGAAGCUGAGGGUCGCCAUUGGCACAUGAAACACUUCUGCUGCCUUGAGUGUGAAACGGUCCUGGGGGGACAGAGAUACAUCAUGAAGGAUGGCCGCCCAUUCUGCUGCGGCUGUUUUGAGUCUCUCUAUGCAGAGUACUGUGAGACCUGUGGGGAGCACAUCGGUGUCGACCAUGCACAGAUGACCUAUGAUGGGCAGCACUGGCAUGCUACAGAAGCCUGCUUUUCUUGUGCCCAGUGUAAAGCUUCUUUGUUGGGGUGUCCCUUCCUUCCCAAACAAGGUCAGAUUUAUUGCUCGAAAACAUGCAGCCUUGGUGAAGACGUCCAUGCCUCUGAUUCUUCUGACUCUGCAUUUCAGUCAGCUCGAUCAAGAGACUCUAGAAGAAGUGUCCGGAUGGGCAAGAGCAGUCGGUCAGCAGAUCAGUGUAGACAGUCUCUUCUUUUGUCGCCUGCUCUAAACUACAAGUUUCCUGGCCUAUCAGGCAAUGCUGACGACACCCUUUCUCGGAAAUUGGAGGAUCUGAGUCUCGCCAGGCAGGGAGGUUUCGUCAAUGAAGAAUUUUGGAAAGGUAGAGUGGAGCACGAAACCCCAGAAGACCCUGAAGAAUGGGCUGAGCAUGAAGAUUAUAUGACGCAGCUCCUCCUCAAGUUUGGUGAUAAAAGCCUCUUUCAGCAGCCGCCCAGUGAGCUAGAUAUACGAGCCAGUGAGCACUGGAUAUCUGAUAACAUGGUUAAAAAUAAGACUGAGUUAAAGCAAAAUAACCAGAGCCUUGCAAGUAAAAAAUACCAGUCUGAUAUGUAUUGGGCACAGUCACAAGAUGGACUAGGCGAUUCUGCUUAUGGCAGCCACCCAGGCCCUGCAAGCAGUAGAAGGCUCCAGGAAUUGGAUCUGGACCAUGGGGCUUCAGGCUAUAAUCACGAUCAAACACACUGGUAUGAAGAUUCCCUGGAGUGUUUGUCAGACUUGAAACCAGAGCAAAGUGUUCGAGAUUCUAUGGAUUCUUUGGCUUUAUCUAAUAUCACAGGGGCUUCAGUGGAUGGAGAAAGCAAGCCAAGACCCUCAUUAUAUUCCCUGCAAAACUUUGAGGAAAUGGAGGCAGAAGAUUGUGAGAAAAUGAGCAAUAUGGGGACUUUGAACUCUUCCAUGUUGCACAGGAGCGCAGAGUCCUUGAAGAGUCUAAGUUCAGAGUUGUGUCCAGAAAAAAUCAUGCCUGAGGAGAAACCAGUAGUACAUCUGCCAGUAUUGAGAAGAUCCAAGUCUCAAUCCAGACCACAGCAGGUCAAGUUUUCAGAUGACGUCAUUGACAAUGGAAACUAUGACAACAUUGAAAUCCGGCAGCCUCCGAUGAGUGAAAGGACUCGAAGACGGGUCUACCAUUUUGAAGAGAGGGGAUCCCGGUCUCAUCACCAUCGCCGCAGGAGAAGUAGGAAGUCCCGCUCUGACAAUGCCCUGAAUCUGGUCACAGAAAGAAAAUACUCUCCCAAGGACAGACUGCGGCUUUACACCCCUGAUAACUACGAGAAAUUUAUACAGAAUAAAAGUGCCCGGGAAAUCCAAGCAUACAUCCAGAAUGCUGAUCUGUAUGGACAGUACGCCCAUGCCACCUCCGAUUACGCACUGCAGAACCCAGGAGUGCCUAGGUUUCUGGGACUCUAUGGUGAGGACGAUGAUUCCUGGUGCUCCUCCACCUCCUCCUCCUCCGACUCAGAAGAAGAAGGAUAUUUUCUUGGACAACCAAUUCCUCAACCCCGGCCACAGAGAUACGCCUACUAUACAGAUGACCUUUCGAGCCCAACUUCUGCACUCCCCACUCCUCAGUUUGGUCAGAGGACAACUAAAUCCAAGAAGAAAAAGGGACACAAGGGCAAAAACUGUAUUAUUUCUUAACCUAGUAGCUGUGGGGAUCAUGUUUAAACUGCCAUUAACCAUCUUGAAUCCUAUCUUUUUUCUUCAUAGGAAAGUUGCUAAAAUAGUUUGAAGUGCUUUGCCCAUGUAAAUGAGACCCCUGCUGCUGUUUACAGUGUCAGAUUAACCUUUGGAAGGUGUGAUUUCUCCAGUUUGCCCUCCUUGGAUGGUGCCAGGUUGAUGCCACAUCUUGUGCCUGUCAGGUGCAUUACAGCCCUAUGUAGCGGUUUUGGUCUCCAAGCCUCAAGAGAAUCCUCAAGAGACUGUCAGGAGGUGAUUGGACGGGGGUGUUGAUUUUAGACAAUGGAGAACUCCCGCCACCUUUGUAAAGUGAUAGUGUGUGUCCUUUGUCUACACCAGGUUGGCCCAGGUCCUGAUCAGUCUGUCUUGUUGUGCGGCAUGCACGUAGUCACGCUGACCCAGCCAAUACUGUGCAUCCCAUCGUGUGAGGCCACCUCGUCCCCUUUCAGUUAGCCAGGUAAACGCUGCAUUGUAUUAGCUCCAGCUCCAGAUUGAAAAAGACGUUGCUAUUUAUAAUGUAGUAUUUCAUAGACUUAAGUGUAUUCCUAAUUUAACGGUGCAAAUAUUAAUGUACAUACUGUACAGUUCAGAUUUUAAAGCUGGUUAUUUUUAUAUCCCUGAAUUGCAAGACAUUUGUUACACUGCAGUGCUAGAUUUGUUGGAGAACCAGAAACAGCAUUUAUGGAUGAAAUGAUUGCUUGUAUUUUAGUCAGGGUUUAUAAGCUUAGAUGGCCAAAUUUAUAUUGCCUAGUGAUGGAAAGUUCAAAUUUUUUGAUUUUUUCAAUAUUAAAAAGGCUCUGUAUGCAUGGUGGGGCUAUGUAAAUACUCUUUAAAACUAUGGCCCUAUUAAUCUUACGAGUGCUAUUUAUGGGUCAAGCAAUGUAAACUGUAUAAAUGUAAAAACAAAAAAAAAACCCCAUACAUAUCCCUGGAAUAUAUGGUAAAAACAA